Messenger RNA from Rotaria sp. Silwood1, 1521 nucleotides. The record is from the annotation of a GenBank genome assembly. Lineage: Eukaryota; Metazoa; Rotifera; Eurotatoria; Philodinida; Philodinidae.
AUGGAAGAAAUUGAAGUAACUUGGCCGCCAAUAUUAAACUCAUGUCAAGAUGAUUUCAUCGGCAUCUAUUUUGUAGAAACACCGAUUCUUACAGGUGCUUGUGAUUAUAUUGGCUACGAGUUUGUGCAAAAUCAGACUAGUGCAUCAUGGGAUAUGGUCAAUUUACGUCGACCACUUGAAUUUCGUUAUUAUUCACGCAAUCAGAAUUGCUCCGGUAACUAUUCGUUUGCCGCCAAAUCAUCCGUUGUUCAACCUCUUAACUAUAACGAACCAACACAGAUUCAUUUAGCAUAUGGUAAUCUAAUCGAUCAAAUGUUUGUUUCUUUUGUUACUAAUUCAAAUGCUUAUACACCACGAUGUCAAUAUGGAUUGAAUCCAUCGUCACUAGAAUGGCAGGCUAAUGGUACGACAUUGACUUAUACGGCAUCGGACAUGUGUGAAGGUAGAGCUACUAUAUGGGGCCCACAAAACUUUAUCGAUCCUGGUUUUAUGCAUACGAUUUUACUCAAUGAUCUUCAUCCGUCAACUACGUAUUUCUAUCGAGUCGGUACUGAUGAAGAUGGCUGGUCAUCAGUCUAUUCAUUCACUAAUCGUCCAGCAAAUGGAGAUUCCGAAGUGAUCCUUAUUGCCUAUGGUGAUAUGGGAUUGGCACCAUUCGCAUCAGGUGCUAAAUCAACCAUUGAUCGAGUACGAGCACGAGUCAUAUCGACUAAUAUCACUUGUCUAUUACAUAUUGGUGAUAUUAGUUAUGCUAUGGGUAUCGCUAUUUUAUGGGAUUCAUUCAUGACUCAAAUAGAAUCAAUUGCAUCUCAUGUACCAUAUAUGGUCAGUAUUGGAAAUCAUGAAUAUGAUCAUGUUACUGGCGGUGAUAAAGACCCAAGUGGUGCACCAGGUCCCGGUGGAUUUCGUCCAAAAUGGGGUGAUUAUGGUACUGAUUCUGGUGGUGAAUGUGCCGUUCCCAUGGUGCGACGUUUUCAUUCUCCAUCGAAUGGCAACGGUCUAUUUUGGUAUAGUUUUGAUGUUGGUCCCAUUCAUUUUGUAAUAUUUUCAGCUGAACAUGACUUUCACCGUGGUUCAUCACAAUAUAUUUGGUUAGAACAAGAUCUACAAUCAGUGAAUCGUUCUCAUACACCAUGGCUUAUUGUCAGUUCACAUCGUCCAAUGUAUUCAUCACAAAUAAUUCCAAAACCUUAUUUUAUUAUAUUAAUGUUACAAUUAUAUUUAGAACCAUUAUUUUACAAAUAUCAUGUUGAUAUUAAUCUUUAUGCUCAUAUACAUUCGUAUGAGCGAACUUGUCCAAUGUAUCAACAUAGAUGUGUUGAUGAUGGUAUUACGCAGAUUUUAAUUGGUAUGGCUGGACAAGAUUUAGUUUCUUAUCCAUAUACAGGUGCUGAAUGGAGUAUCUAUCAUGAUGAACAAUAUGGAUACACACAAUUAUGGGCGAAUCGAACCUAUUUAAAAUUUACCUAUUAUCACGAUGUUGAUGAUGCUAUUGCCGAUGAAUUUGUACUCAAGAAGUGA